GGGGGCCUCCGCCGCCAGCAGAGGGGACGCAGCAUGAUAAAUGUACUGCAACAUGUGGGUGUUAUCGCGGUUGCAUCAUGCAACGUCACACGUUGGUAAAUACAACAAUUUGCACCAUGUGGUGUAGCCUGGCCUCGCUACCCAUAUGACCCGGGCACGGUGAUCAGCCUCUCGGGCUCACCAUAGCCUGUGCUACUUGGAACGUGUUCAGAGUAGCUGGAUCUAUAAUAUCAGCCAGCUUAGUCAGCCUCUAGCUCCCGGGCUCCCAGCCCUCGUUGUCAACCCCUAGCUCCUGUAUAAUAAUAUUGAUAGGGUGGGUGCUGCCAUUGAUGAGGCUUGGUCACCAGAGACCCCUGGAUGUACCAGACUUGUACAGCGUCCAAGAUCAGGACGCCUCCAAGGCUCUAGGUGACAGAAUUCAAAAAAAGUGGGAUGAAGAAUUGGAGCGAAGCAGAGCUAAAGGGAAGAAAGCCAGCUACGUCAGGGCACUAGUUGGGUGCUUCGGGUGGGAGUACGCUCGCGUUGGUAUUUAUGCUGCCUUUGAGGAAUGUGUUCUCAGGAUUGGUCAGCCGCUUUGCCUGGGUGGUCUGAUCCGUUAUUUCGGCGGGGAGGAAGGGUACACAGCACUGGAUGGUUGGCUUUUCUCAACGGGCGUGGUGAUGGGAUCGGUGCUUUAUAUAUUUUCACACCACCCUUUCUUCUUUGGCAUACAACACAGUGGCAUGCAGAUACGGGUAGCAAGCUGUGCCAUGAUAUACAGAAAGGCAUUACGUUUAAGUAAAGCAGCUUUGGGCAAAACUACAGUUGGUCAGAUGGUCAACUUGUUGUCAAAUGAUGUUAACAGAUUUGAUACCAGCGUCAUCUUCAUACACUACCUUUGGAUAGGUCCCCUACAGACGAUGAUAGUGUUGGGUAUCCUUUGGAAGGAGCUUGGACCAUCGUGCUUGGCGGGGAUCAUGCUCCUCAUUCUCUUCGUGCCCCUCCAGAGUUGGAUGGGCAAGGUGUUCUCCAAGCUUCGGUUGGCUACUUCACAUCGCACAGAUGAGCGCGUUCGUAUAAUGAAUGAGGUUAUUAAUGCCAUGAGGGUGAUAAAGAUGUACACGUGGGAGAAGCCUUUUACAACUAUCUUGGAACAAGCAAGGAAAUCUGAAAUUGAUGUGAUCAUGAAGACCAACUACUACCGGGCAGUGAACAUGUCUCUCUUCUUCACUUCGUCUAAAGUGAUUGUGUUUUUGGCUCUCCUCACAUAUGUCCUGACGGGCAAUGUUCUCACAGCAGAGAAGGUAUUUGUGACUAGUUCUCUCAUCAACAAUGUCCGACUUGUGAUGACACUCUUCUUUCCCUUUGGAAUUGCUAUGGGCUCGGAGACUCUGAUAUCCUGCAGGAGGUUACAGGAGUUCCUUGAGAUGGAAGAAAGAGAAGAUAAAAGUUGUGUGCAGAAAAGUAAUCUCAGACCAAAACAGAAGGAUUGUGGAUUAACGGUGACAAGUUUGAAAGCCAAAUGGAGUGAAGCAACAGAAGAGGAUACCUUGAGUAAUGUGUCGUGUUCGGUCAAAUCUGGGGAGCUGCUUGCUAUCAUUGGACCAGUUGGAGCUGGAAAGGGAUCACUUCUUCAAGCAAUUCUUGGAGAGUUGCCUAUUAAAGCUGGGUCAAUUUCCAUCCGAGGAAGAGUGGCAUAUGCAUCUCAAGAGCCGUGGGUGUUUUCGGGAACUGUGCGGCAAAAUAUUCUAUUUGGCCAACCAUAUGAUGUAAAAAGAUACAAUGAAGUAAUUAAAGUAUGUGCAUUAGAAGAGGACCUGGAACUGUUGCCUCAUGGAGACAUGACAGUAGUGGGGGAACGAGGAGCGUCUCUAAGUGGUGGGCAGAAAGCAAGGGUCAAUCUCGCAAGGGCUGUUUAUUAUGAUGCAGACAUAUACCUCCUGGAUGACCCACUCAGUGCAGUGGACUCCCAUGUUGGCCGCCACUUGUUUGACAAGUGUAUCAUGAUGCACCUGAAGCACAAGGCCCGAGUGCUUGUGACGCAUCAGUUGCAGUACCUCCAGCCAGCUUCACAGAUUCUUGUUUUAAGAGGGGGUUGCACAGAAGCCAUUGGAGGCUAUCACCAGCUGCUCAAUAGUGGCAUAGACUUUGCCUCGCUAUUGUCCGAAAGUCGAGAGGAUGAGAGAACUGUAACACCAUCACGAGAAUCCAGCAUAAGAUGUUCAAAGAAAAAUGGGGUCAUCACAAAUGGAGGUCUCGUUCAGGAUGCAGAUAAAAUUGGGUCACCAAUGUCAUUGCAACAGAAGCGACGUCUUGAUUCGGAGUCUAGUGUGACAUCUUUCCAUGAUCAUGUUGAAGUCGAGAAUAUCCUGACAAUCUCUGGGGCAAAUAUUGCUGGAUCAUCUGUCUCUGUGAGUGACACUGGCCUGGCUAUGUCUCAUAAUGCUAAAAAGCAUCACCGGAGUGAGAAGAGACUGAACAACACUGAAGCGGAGAAAUCCCAACCACUGCUGAACGACACCGAUGAUGGUGAAAAAGAUGAACCAGAACAAGUGACAAACGCAGAAUCGAGGUCACAAGGUUCCGUUAAGGGUGCUAUUUACCUUGACUAUUUUCUUGCUGGUGGUGGCUGGAUUCUAUUGAUUAUUCUCUCCAUCUCCAAUGUCCUAACCCAAGUGCUCUUUUCCGGAACCGAUUAUUGGUUGUCAUACUGGGCAAAUGGUGAACAACUUCGUGCUCGUCUUGAACCUGAUUUAAACGCCUCGGUGAUUGUGAACGUAUUUGGAAAUGACACAAGCUUCUCGUACAGUGACCCUGUACCAGACGGUUAUUUGGAUACAGCUACAAAUGUUUAUGUAUAUACCGGUUUGACUGUUGGCCUGUUUUUGCUGUCAUUGGGUCGAACAAUACUCUUCUUCGUCAUGUGCAUGACUUCAUCCAGAACACUACACAACCGCAUGUUCGAGUCUAUUAUUCGUGUUCCCAUCAAGUUUUUUGACACGCAUCCGAUUGGUCAGAUCCUUAACAGAUUCACAAAGGACCUCGGACAGAUAGACGAAAUGCUGCCUAUUACAGUCUUUGAUGUCGUCAUUAUUCUGCUGAACUUCCUUGGUAUCAUUGUGGUGAUAGCUUCUGUCAACAUCUGGAUCAUCCUUCCCACAGUGGUACUUGGCAUUAUAUUUGUAUUCCUUCGCCGUUUCUACCUCAGCACUGCACGUGAUGUGAAGCGUCUGGAAGGCAUCACCCGCAGUCCUGUGUUCUCACACCUGAGUGCUUCUCUACAAGGUCUUACAACCAUCAGAGCAUUCGAAGCCCAGCAGAUAUUUAUGGACGACUUUGAUAAUCAUCAGGACCUACACUCCUCUGCCUGGUUCCUGUUCCUGUGCACUACAAGAUGGUUUGGUAUUUGUCUGGACUGGAUUUCUGGAGUCUACAUUGCUAUAGUCACCUUCAGCUUCAUGGGCAUGUCAAAUGCUCUUGGAGGAGAUAUUGGCUUGGCGAUCUCGUCAGCCAUGAUGCUCUCUGGGAUGUUCCAGUGGGGAGUAAGACAAUCAGCAGAAGUGGAGAACCAAAUGACUUCAGUGGAACGUGUAAUAGAGUACUCAAAUCUGGAACCUGAAGCUUCUCUGGAAACUGAAAAAGAUAAGCUUCCACAUCCUGGCUGGCCUGAACAUGGCAUCAUUACCUUCGAAGACGUCUCUUUACAGUAUAGUGACAAUGAGCCUCCAGUACUUAAGAAUCUAAACUUCUGCAUCAGAGCAAAUGAAAAGAUUGGGAUAGUGGGCAGAACAGGUGCUGGCAAGUCAUCCAUGUUGACCUCGCUCUUCCGUCUGACUGAACCUACAGGCGUUAUUCGUAUUGACAGUAUCUGUAUACAGGAGCUUGGACUGCACGAUGUUCGUGGUAAUAUCUCGAUAAUCCCCCAAGAUCCUACCUUGUUUUCUGGUACCAUGAGAACAAAUUUGGAUCCCUUCGACCAGUAUCAUGAUGAACAGCUUUGGAAAUCACUGGAAGAGGUUCAGCUUAAGGAUGCAAUUUCCGACCUCGAGGGCGGUCUUGAAGCACAAAUGGCGGAAGGUGGCACCAAUCUCAGUGUUGGGCAGCGGCAGCUUGUGUGUCUGGCUCGGGCCAUUCUCAGACACAAUAGGGUUCUUGUUCUCGACGAAGCCACGGCAAAUGUUGAUCCAAGAACUGAUGGAUUAAUUCAACAAACAAUUAGGUCAAAGUUUAAGGACUGCACAGUACUCACCAUUGCUCAUCGCUUGCAUACAAUAAUGGACAGUGAUCGUGUAAUGGUGCUUAAAGCUGGUAGCAUUGUGGAAUUUGAAGAGCCACACAUCCUAUUACAAAACGAGAGUUCUGCGUUGGCGACGUUGGUUCAGCAGACGGGUAAAGCUGGUGCGGAGCAGUUACAUCAAAUUGCAGCAAAGGCAUAUUUUGAACGACACAAGAAUGACAUGCCAGCCGAUGUGAAACUUGAAGAGGAUGAUGUAGGUGGUCACACGUUAUCACUUGAUGACAUUGAUUUGAGAACUGAUUACAGUGAUGAAAAUCGAUCAAAAAAUAUGAAAAAAGACAGCUGAAAAAGGCUUUGACAUUGGUUAAAAUUGUGAACAGGAAAAUAAGAUUAAUGAUAAAACGGUAGUGUGAAGUUAGCAAAGUGCUGAACUGGAACUAAAUGUCUUGUAGGGUACAUUUUGUCGGCAACAUACUACCCUACCUAAAUGACUGGAAUGUAAAGCAUUCACUCUAGUGUGUAUCAUAGAGAGCUUCCAUUUUAUUUUGGUUUUAAUCGAUUAAUCUUUAGAUUUGGUUUUUAUAUCAAAUUCAUAAAGCUCUUGCAAUGCCUUAAUGUGCUUAAUCCCAGUCAAGCAUGACUGGCACAGUUCGUUAAAUUACCUGAACAGUUUACCACUUAUGGGUCGUACUACCUACAGGUAUUGGGUUAUGGCUGAUCCUCGACUACUAUUUACACACCAGGAUUACGUCGUGAUUUUUUUUUUAUAUAUAUACGUAUAUAAAUAAUUUUUGUCACUGUGAAAAGGGACCAAUUAUUUGUAGUUUGUGAUGCAUCUUGCCUGGUUUAUUUACUACAUAUUAUAAUAAAUAUACAAUCUAGGUGAAAUGGAAUUAAACACCUGAAUUUGUAUAGUUGAGCCAAAGGAGAAAUGUGAUAAUUCAUUGUCUACCGCUGCAAAAAGUUUGGCUCGGAUAUUGACGUGGAAAAACAUGAAGUGCAGUGUACUGUAGUUCAUUUGACGAAACAGUAACAAAGAAUUUUAAUUUAAAUGAUCAUUAAUAAAUUUAUUGUUUUUA
Messenger RNA from Procambarus clarkii (red swamp crayfish), 5295 nucleotides. The record is from RefSeq and is a predicted model, not a curated record. NCBI's taxonomy places the organism in Eukaryota, Metazoa, Arthropoda, Malacostraca, Decapoda, Cambaridae.